AUGCCUUCCUUCACCCAAGUUGCUGCCUUCGUUGCCGCCGCUGUCUCGUUGGUCAGCGCGAACUCCAUGACCUUCAUCAACCAGGACGGGACGACUCGACGCAUUGUCUUCACCCCGGACUACGGACAUGCUGCCAUUGACUCCAUCACGCUCCCUGGAAACGCACAGGCUAGGGCAGAGUUCCCGACUGGGUGGAUUGGUAACGCCUACUCCGUUAGCGAAGGAAAGGAGGAUGUCCCUGGCAUGCUUGCUGAGGUUGCAUACCAGGGCUGGGAUGGCCUGACUUACUUUGACGUCUCGGCCAUCGUCAACGCUGCUGACCACGACGGUGUCAAGCAAAUGUUCCCGGCCAGCCAGCUGUCCGUCGAGCCCAAGACGGUGUUCUCGGGCUGCCUCGUCUUCCCUUGCGGCACGGCGUACUACCUGCCCGACGACAUUCAGACGGUGACGACCCCGGAGACGGACAUCAUCGUCACGCUAGGCAGCUCCCCUAACGACGUCGUUGCCCGCGAGGAACCCAGGAUGGUGCCCCGUCACUACGUCCUCGGCAACCUGUCGGCCUAG
This is a messenger RNA of Durotheca rogersii, 564 nucleotides long. RefSeq lists its product as uncharacterized. NCBI's taxonomy places the organism in Eukaryota, Fungi, Ascomycota, Sordariomycetes, Xylariales, Xylariaceae. The coding region runs from base 1 to 564 and encodes 187 amino acids. The transcript is spliced from 2 exons. The record is from RefSeq and is a predicted model, not a curated record.